Eublepharis macularius is the source of this 4532-nucleotide messenger RNA. It is a transcript of the gene ZBTB12, whose product is annotated as zinc finger and BTB domain containing 12. The transcript has 3 exons. Bases 211 to 1737 code for a protein of 508 amino acids. The record is from RefSeq and is a predicted model, not a curated record. Lineage: Eukaryota; Metazoa; Chordata; Lepidosauria; Squamata; Eublepharidae. Gene Ontology annotation, molecular function: protein binding; DNA-binding transcription factor activity, RNA polymerase II-specific; RNA polymerase II cis-regulatory region sequence-specific DNA binding. Gene Ontology annotation, biological process: regulation of transcription by RNA polymerase II.
UAAGGGGGCCCCCUUUAAUUCCUUUCUCUUGCUGUGGCCGUUUGGGGCCACCCUCCCCUCUUCUCUAAGAGAGGGGGUGCAGCCUGCAAGUAUUUCUGUUCGCCGGGCCCCUCCAGGCUGCCCUGUGGGACCUUCUCAUUGUAACUUUCUUCCUUCGUCUUUUCCUCCACCCUCACUGUGUGAUCCACCUCUUCCACUCUGUGAGAACCAAUGGCAUCAGGUGUGGAGCUCCUUCGCUUCCAGCUCCCUGGCCACGAGGCAGCCACGCUCCGCAACAUGAACCAGCUCCGUUCUGAGGAGCGCUUCUGUGAUGUCACCAUUGUGGCCGAUAGCCUUAAGUUCCGUGGCCACAAGGUCAUCCUGGCUGCCUGUUCCCCUUUCCUGAGGGACCAGUUCCUUCUCAAUCCUUCCUCCGAGCUCCAGGUUUCCCUCAUGCACAGCACCAAGAUUGUGGCAGAUCUCCUCCUCUCUUGCUACACCGGUGCCCUGGAGUUUGCCGUCAGGGACAUCGUCAACUACCUGACAGCUGCCAGCUAUUUGCAGAUGGAGCACGUGGUGGAAAAGUGCCGGAAUGCCUUGUCCCAGUUCAUCGAGCCAAAAAUCAGCCUCAAGGAAGAUGCCACAAAGUUUGGAGGUCACCGAAGGUCUCAAACCCCUAGUAAGGUGGACUGCUCCACCUCAACCCGAAAAGAAUACUCCCGCAAGAGGCCCCUGCUACGGCCCAUCAAGCUGGAGUUUCCAUUGGAGGAACAUCUGGAGAUGAAGGCAGAGGAUGAUGAUGAGGAGCAGGAGGAAGAUUACGGGGACGAUGAUGCUGUCUCUGACAUCUGCAUUGUGAAGAUUGAGUCGGCCAUGGAGGUGGCUCAGCGGCAGAAGAAGCAGCAGCAGCAACAGGCAGGUGCUGCUUGGAACAAAGAGGCAUCUCCUCAGCAAAGCUGGAACAAGGAGUCUUCUCCUCAACAAGCUUGGAGCAAGGAGUCCGCUCCUCCACCAGGAUGGAACAAAGAUGCUUCGGGAGACCAAGAAGAGUCUCAAGUCAACUCUACAGUGGCGGAAGCCAUGGGUUCCCCUCCUGAGCCAACACCAGAGAAACCUCAGCAGGGUGUAGUCAAGGCAUGUUACAGUCUAUACGAGGAUGCUGAAGGUUCAGGCCUUCUGAUCAUCCCCAGUGGAGGCUACUUGGAAGAGACCAGCGAAGCAGCUGCCGUUGCGUCUGAGUGCCAGAGCAGUGGUGGUGGGGUGGGGCUGGUGUUAGCGGGACUGAGUGGCCGUCCCUUCUCCAGCUUCCCCGCAGCGGGGAGAGGCAGCGACAGUUCGGGAACAGCAUGGGGAAGCAAUGGUGCCUCAAGGAUCAUCUGUUGCACCAAAUGCGACGAGGUGUUCCAAGGAGUGGAAAAGCUGGUCUUCCACAUGCGAGCGCAUCAUUUUAUCUUCAUGUGCCCACGCUGCGGCAAGCAGUUCAACCACAGCAGCAAUCUCAACCGGCACAUGAACGUCCACCGUGGGGUGAAGUCGCAUUCCUGCACCAUCUGCGGGAAAUGCUUCACUCAGAAGUCCACACUUCACGACCACAUGAACCUCCACAGUGGCGAGAGGCCUUACCGCUGCUCCUACUGUGAGGUCCGCUUUGCCCACAAGCCCGCUAUCAGGCGUCACCUCAAGGAACAGCACGGCAAGACCACAGCGGAGAAUGUCAUGGAAGCUGGCAUGGCCCAGAUUAAUGUCCUCAUACGCUGAAGGAGGCAGUGGCAGCAGCAACGGCAGCUGUGGGAAGUCAAGGGGGAUGCUACUCCUGAGCUCUGAGGGAGGGAAGUGGGGUGUAGUGGUUAGAAUGUGGGGGUGGUGAGCCAGGGCUCCUUGAGUUUGGGGGGAUGGGAUAUUAGUGACUAGUGUACUAGAAGGAUGGGACUCCUGGAUUCUUUGGAAGGGGGGCCAGGCUAGUGGAUUAGAAAACAGUAGGUCAGAUGAGAAAUCAAGAGGUGACGGGGAUCUAGUCUAGUCAGAGCAGGGGGCUAAGGGAUCCAGGAUCCCUGGGAUCUGUUUUCUUCCUUUGCAUUGUCCAGCCUUCUGUCCGUUAUGCCCUGUUACCAGAAACCACUACCUCUUUUACAGCCAAGCAGGCUUAGGAUCAUGGCCUUUGGGCUGUUUGGGGAGAGGCCCAUGACUCAAAAUACCUCCUCCUUAAAAGGGCAUAGAUAUGACCUCACUCUUGGCAGCCAAAGCACCACAAUGGCCAUCAAAACGGCAUGGCAUCUGCAGGGAGGGUGACUUGACUCUUAGUGGAAGUGACUGCAAAUGUUACGAUAGACCCAUCCCUUCUGACCCUGUCUCCUGUUGUUUGGUAAUUUGUUCAGAGGUGGAACUGAUCCACCCAAGAACCUAGAGGUAAGCCUCCGCCUGCCAUGGUCAGAAGCCUUUGGGUGAUUGUAGCAGUGUAAAGAAAGCAGGAACCUACCAAAUGUGAACUCAUCCUGAGAUUCCAUGAAACAUUUGACUGAAGAGAAUCUACUUUGUAGCUUAUCUCCAGAAACCUAGUAGUCUUGGUUUGCAGGGUAUGAUUUUAUUCUAAUGCAGAAGUUCUGUUCACAGGUUACAGUAUACAUAUACAGUGUGCACUUGAUUUUUUUUUAUGUGUGUUGAGUAAUUCUAAUGUUACAUUCAAUGCACGCACAGCGGAAUGUGUGAUGGAAGCCACACAUUUAUCCAGGUACUGAAACCCUCCCCCUCGCAGUUUCAUUUGUAAAGUGAACGCAUGUUGGCUCUGUCUUACAACAGAUACGCACAUAUUGACAGGAUGUACAUGUGUUUACUGUAACAUGUGAACAGGUUUAGAAGCCGUUAAUACUGGGGAAACCAUGAAGAACGUGGAGGGUGAAUAGUUCAGUGGAAAGAUCAAGCUGAGUGUAUUCUGCAUCCCUGUGAUGGCAAAAUUGGGGGAUCUCAAACUGUCUGGCAGUUAAAAAAGGAGGUUGCUAGUCCUUAUGGCUGUGAAGACACCCUUGAAAACAUGAUAGAAGAUGCCUGCGGGAGCUCUUUCCAGGCACUGUCUGGUUUUACCAAGUUUAGCAAAAUAAAACAAAAGUCUAGUGGCACCUUAAAGACUAUCUGUUUAAUUAAAGAUUAUUUCAUUAAUUACCUACAAACUCUGCUAGAUAAUGAUAUUCUUCUUGCCCACAGAUAGCCCCCUAGCCUUAAACCUCACUUAUAAUGCACUACCUAACAUGGACACAGAUUCUGGGAUCAGGGCUGCCUGAUGCUAUAAAAACACAAUCACCAAAAUGAACAACACCAGCCACGCCAUCUUGGGUUCAUUCACUUGCUUAUCUUCCAGUGUUGUAUAUGCCAUCACGUGUCAACAGUAAUAAUAACUGCACUCAUAUACCACUCUUCUAGACAGAUUAGUUCACUCAGAGAGGUGAACAAAGUUAGUAUAAUUAUUAUCCCGGCAAUAUAGCUGAGAAGUUGGGGCUGAGAGGAAUGGCUUACCUAAGGCCACCUACUGAGCUCAUGGCAGUAGUGAGAUUUGAACAAGCAGAGUGCUGAUUUGCAGCCCAUCAGACAAAAAGGCCAUCCCCUAUGCAAAAGAAUGAAUGGAUGUAAAUGAGAGAUUAAAAUGACAAUACUCAGAAACCAGUGGGAGAACAUUUUAAUCUUCCAGGACAUUCCAUUGCUGACCUAAUAGUACAACUGUAUAAGCCUAUUGAUUUUAUUAGGUAUAGAUUGGAAUAACUGAAUAAGAUUGCACUGUAAGAGCGGCAGUUCUACAGAGAAGCUUCAAAGGGAGAUUACAAUGUGCGAUAGUUGCGCUAGAAUUCAUUAAUAAGUUCAGGACACUGAAACACCUCCCCUCCCAAGGGCUAAAUAGGGUCAUAGGAUUUUUUAUCUCCUUACAAAUGGCCCACCUCUAUACAUAUCCCUUCGCUGUAGUCAGGCUGAUAACAUUUUUCAUUGUACCUCUGCAUCCUGAUUCCUACUGGCCCUUCUUUGUAACACCCCACUCAACUUCUGUCCUGGAUACUGAUGAAUUUUCAUUCUCAUCUGUAAUUUUCAAAGUAAACUUUGACUAUACGUUGGAUUUUUUUUUCUUUUUUAACCAUACCUUGGAAACUUGAUUUUUAAGGUGCUUACUGGAUUCAAAUUUUGUUUUUAUGAGUUACAGCUUACUUCCUCACAUAUGAGGCUGUGAUUCAUGAAAGCUCCUAUAAAAUGCUUUUAGUCUUUAAGGUGCCAUGGGAUUUUUGUUUUAUUUUGCUAUAACAAGCUAACAUGGCUGCCCCUUUGCGUUUACCAGGUUUACAAGGCAUCUGCUUUUGAGAGGGUUUCUUCACUGCCUUGGGAGCAAGAGUCUUGCUUCUCAGAGUGGGAACUGUUAGGAUGCUGGAUUUCACACUCAGUACCAAAAUCUCCAUUUUGUGCAUGGAACCGUCGUAGCGCUGGAACCACUCCCAGUGGCUUUAGGACUAGAGGAAUUUUUUUUCUCCUUGAAGCAGUAUUGGUUUUGAUCCCCUGGACCCUAACUAGCUUUUUUUAAA